GCGGGCGCUCGCUCAAUGGUUUUUCUCAGCUCUAUAGCGUAAGUAUAGAGUAGACAGAGCGGCUUGAGCGCUUUUAUUACGCGCGAAAAAGUUUUUGAGACGCGCCGAAUUCGAAUAAAUUUUAACUUAUUUUUCUCGAGUGUUACUUUGAUGGUGCGACAAAGUGAUUGGUAGACAGGGACUUAAGUGUUUAGUAGUUGAAUGCAAAAGUUUUUUUGAAGACAGUUUUAAGUGAAUUCUAUUGAAAAUGGAGUCUAUGAACUUGAAGCCGAUAAUGUUCUUGUGGAUUCUCGCUUUUAUUUCAAUCAAAGGAACAUAUGCCGAGCCUCAAGUUAAUGAAUACGAUAUACCCCAAGGGAAGCCGCCUGCUUUUGUUACACCGGGUCAAACAUAUCGGAUCGCUUCGGGAGCUACCGUCAUUUUGCCUUGUCGGAUUACCCAGCCAGGCAGCUACGUGCUGGCUUGGAAACGCGGAAUUGCAGUUUUAACUGCCGGACCAGUCAAAGUUUCGCCGGAUCCUCGACUUCGAGUUUUACCUUCGCCCACUAUCGAACAACCCGCGUCAAGUCUUGGAGGAGUACCGGAACUAUCUGGCGGAGGCUACAGCUUAGAACUUAGAGAUGUACGACCUCAAGAUGCUGGAGAUUACAUUUGUCAACUGGGUACCAUUGAACCAAAGGAAAUUGUACACACUUUAGAAGUUUUAGUUCCAGCAAGAAUACAUUUUGUCUCUCACUCGGGCAGUGUGGAGGUCAACCAGGGGCAAAUGAUCAAAAUGGAAUGUCGCGCUUCCGGAAAUCCUGUUCCUUCAGUAUCUUGGACUAGAAAAAAUAACGUCAUGCCAAGUGGAGAAAGAAGCAUUCAAGGCUUGACAAUGGUCAUUCAGCAUGCUGAUAGACACACGGCUGGCCAGUAUCAGUGCUCUGCCGAUAAUGGAGUCGGAGAGCCUGACACUAAGCACAUUAACAUCAAUGUUCUAUACCCUCCAGAAGUGGAAGUCGAAAGGACAACGGUACACACGGGUAUAGGACUAGAGGCCCAAUUGGUUUGCAUAGUUUAUGCAGAACCUACCGCACAGGUUUUAUGGUACAAGGAAUCGACUCAAUUAGGAAUUACAGAGCAACAUGCCACCCAAACACGAGGCAACAGAUACACUUUGACUAUUAGGAACGUAGCUCCAAAUGAUAUGGGUAAUUACAGUUGCGUAGCAUCAAACAUCCACGGAAAAUCCCGAGGUCACAUUUUCCUAACCGGGUCAGCUACGACAGCAGUUUUCGAUUCUCCUUCAAUGGGAACUGAUAGAGACAAAUACAGCUUAUCCUGGUCAGUCAACAGUCAUUCUGCCAUUGUCGAAUACAGACUGUUCUACAGGCAACAGCCAAGACACCAUUCCGCCCACCAUCAACACAGAGAAGACUCUAAUGAAUUUAGAAAUUCUAGAAUUAAUGGUACUCGAUUAGUUGGAAUGAAACCCGAAUGGGUUUCUAUGAACAUUGCUGGUCCAGGAGUGAUCAACCCUAACUAUCCAGGAUCCAACCCUCCGCCAUAUCCCGGUGUAACAAAACAAAAAAUGACUUACACCAUUCAAAAUUUACAGUCGGCAACUACUUACGAGGUCAGGGUGCAAGCGAAAAAUGAACAGGGUUGGAAUAAGUUAUCACCAGUGUUUCAUUUUACUACCAGAGCUAACGAUAUGGAGAAUCUUAUUGAACCCUCAGCCCAGCCGGCCGUAUAUGGUUCAAACCAAGGCCAAUCCUCCAACAGUAACCAAAUACGUCCGAUAUUAACUAACAUCCCCUACAUCCUGUCGGUAUGUGUUUACUUUUUGAUUAAUUAAAAACUGGUACUACAGAAUUCAGUGAGUGUUUAAAACAAAAACAAUUCCGUAACCCAAAACGUAUUUUGUUUAACCCCUUUGUGAUAAACUGAAUUAAAUAAAUGUAAAUUUCGCUUAGAAAAUAAAAAAGACAACAAGUAAAAAACGGACCUACUUGAUGUUGAGUGUUGUCAACAUAAUAUACCUAUGUGAAUGUUACCAUGCUACAUUUUUGAAUGUGUAGAAUUUCCUAUUUAUAUAUCAAUUUUUACACUGUAUUUGAAGUUAUUGAAUGGAAGCACCAUUUAUUUUCUUUGGUUCUUAUUGUAAAAUUUUAAAUCAGUGUAUAAACCAUUUAUAUACUUAUAAGUAUAAUUUUAACAAGCUUAAAUACAUUUUACUUUUUGUUUUUUAGAAUGAUAUUUGUAUUUCAGUAUAAAAAAAUAUGUCUAAAAUAAUCUCAACCAAUAUCACACUAUAAGUUGUAAUAAUUGUAUCACAUUCCUUUUACCAAAACAUUUUGUAUGGAAAAUAUUUAAAAUUUAUAUUAUAAAAGCACAAUUUGUCCUGUAAACACUUAUUCCGUAUUUUAGGAUGCAAAAAAAAAAAUAUAUUUAGUGUCUUGUAUAGAAAAUUUUCGUUGAAGCUUCUUAUAUUUUUACUUGUCUUUAAUCUAAAAAAAAAAAUGUCGUGGCUUUGCUUAAUAAGAUGAACAUGCAAGCGGAGAAGAGCCUAAUUUGGUAAACAAGUUUGAAGGAAUUUUUUGGUUGAAGCCACGAUAUAUUUUAACGUCAUUUUUGUAAAUAAAGACUGAACUAUUUUUGUAAGAGUGCAAUAAGAUUAUGCAUGAAUCGGUUACGUAUUUCGAAUCAUUAAUAUUUAGUAUCAUUUUAAGUGUAAAUACAGCUUAAUAUAAUAUGUAUAGAUAA
Messenger RNA from Ceutorhynchus assimilis (cabbage seed weevil), 2745 nucleotides. NCBI's taxonomy places the organism in Eukaryota, Metazoa, Arthropoda, Insecta, Coleoptera, Curculionidae. The record is from the annotation of a GenBank genome assembly.